This is a messenger RNA of Rhodamnia argentea, 768 nucleotides long. Its product is annotated as hypersensitive-induced reaction 1 protein-like. NCBI's taxonomy places the organism in Eukaryota, Viridiplantae, Streptophyta, Magnoliopsida, Myrtales, Myrtaceae. The transcript has 5 exons. Bases 1 to 768 code for a protein of 255 amino acids. The record is from RefSeq and is a predicted model, not a curated record.
AUGGGUAACAGGUGUUGCUGCAUUCAAGUUAAUCGGUCUACGGUGGCAGUCAAGGAGAGAUUUGGCAAGUUCGAUGAAGUACUACAACCCGGGUGCCACUUCGUUCCUCGUAUUCUUGGGUAUAAGAUUGCUGGUCAUCUCUCACUCCGAUCGUAUCAGUUGGAUGUGAAAUGCGAGACGAAGACCAAGGGCAAUGUGUUUGUUACUGUUAUUGCAUCUGUGCAAUACCGAGUCGUUGCAGACAAACCAGAAGAUGCAAUUUACAAACUCAGCAACCCGAUAAAUCAGAUUCGGGCCUAUGUGAUUGGUGCGAUCGUAGCUAGUAUUGGAAAGAUGGACUUGGAUGAGGCUUUUGAGAAAAUGAAUGAAAUUUCCGAAGCUGUUGAAGAUGAACUCGCACAGGUUAUGUUGGCCAAUGGAUGUGAGAUUGUAAAAACGUUGAUCAUCAACAUUAUACCGGACGAGCGUGCUAAGCAAGCUAUCAGUGAAUUGAAUGCUGAAAUUAGACUUUAUUUGGUGCUUAAAAUCUACUUCAAAGUAUAUUUUGAUCGGAGAUCAUAUUUGAGUUUACUGAAAGUUCUAUUUUUGUUUUGGACCGUGGUUGCAGCAAUCCUUUCUGGGAUGGGUACUGCAAAUCAGCAUCAGGCCGUUGUGGAUGCUUUAAGAAAUGGUGUGAUUGGCUUCUCCGAGAGCGUCCCAGGAACAACAGUAAAGGACAUCAUGGACAUGGCUCUCACAACUCAGUACCUGGACUCCAUCAAGGAAUAG